AGUCCUUUAUCACCAAUUCGCACUGCGGCAGUCUGGCAACGCCCGUUGGCCAGCAUGAAAAUGCGCAACUCGGUUUCUAUUUCUAUCUUUCGCAUUUUCAACGUCAUUGUGAUCGGUUGUUGGGUCGCGGAUGCCUAAACGUCGAUAGCUGAAUGCUAAACUGAAUGGAGCACGGUUCGUGUUGAAAUAAAUAAAUAAUUGAUAAAAAGCACCCGAAAAUGUAAACAGAAGGCGCACGUUCGAAGCACAAACAACAAAAUUAAAAACGAAAAAUAAGCGAUAUCGAGGGAGUGUACAUAUAUUAAAGUGAUUUAAAUGUAAACCAUAACAAUAAACAACAAGCUCGAGAAAAUCUGCAAACUUGAAGCGCGACAAACUUGAGAACGACAGCAGCAACCGAAAACGCUUAGCAACAAUGUUGCACAAUAAUCGCGACACUGCAGAGCCAAAAACAACAACAGCUACAGCAACAACAGAAGGCAAUGGAACGGAGCCAACAAUUGCAACGCACCUCGCAGCAACAACAUCUGCUGCGGCAGCAGAAGAGACAUCAGCUGGUGUAAAGGAAAUAAAUGCAACAGCUGAGGGUCAACCGCCGCCGCCGCCGCCGACAACAACAGCUGUGGCAGAGCGAACGGAAUUGGCAGAAACAGCUGAUGCGGCUGCUGCGUCGAAUAACGAUACCGCUGCUACUGCUGCCGCAGCAGAAUCGGUGGGGACCGCAUUCGAUGCCCAGAUGCGAACGCAGCAACGACAGAAGAUCAAGAUAUACCACGAUGCCAAGCAGACGGCGGUAUGGCGCACCGAUUCGCUGGCCUCCAAUCCCAGCUCGACCAUGUGCCCGGAUUUCGUGAAUUCUAGAGCAGGAGCGGAAGGCACAGGAGGCACUGCUGCACCCAUGGGCCUUCCCAUGAGGGGCAUCAUCCUAUCGACGGCACCCAGUCUCCUGCAGCGAAAAUCCUCGGAAAGCUCGCUCACCUCGUCCAUCGCCCGUCGCGUCUCGUUUCCGGAUAACGAACUGGUCACCGGUUACCUGGAGCCGGCCAAUCCAUGGAAGCAAGUAUGCCUCGUGAAGAGCAUUUCCGAGAUUGUUGACCAGUAUGUGCAGUCGUGUAAAAAGCAUAACAGAGAGCCAUUGAAGAGUGUAAUGGAUCACCUAAAGAAUCUGGAUCUGAACCAGGUGCGGCAGCCUCUACUCCCCCUAAAGGCGAAUCAACUAGUCGCCAACGAUUGCGAGGCCCUCGAGGAAAUUUUCAAAAGGAUACAAUACAAAUGCAUCGAUCUGUCCGACUGUACGCUAGACGAGAGCUGCUUGAUGGCCCUCUUCCAGAUGAUCGAAUACUACGAAGCUGCUAACGAGCUGGACAUAUCAUACAACAAGGAGCAGAUGACGAAGCGAUGCUGGGAGCUGUGUGCUUACAUGGUGGAACGGAGCCAAGAGCUGCAGCUGCUCAAUGCCGAGAGUAAUCAGAUCACAAAGUUGGGCGCCGACAGUCUCGGUAGGGCACUGGGCUCGUCCAAUCUGCACACACUGAAGCUAGAGCACUGCGGCCUCAGGGGACAACCCCUCGUCCAUCUCUGCCGAGGUCUUUACCAAAACAAAAUGCUCAAGGAGCUGUGGGUGGGCUUCAACGACCUGGACUGUGUGGAUGCCCAGCACAUAGCCGAUAUGUUGCGCUACAACCACAGCUUGGAGCUCAUCGACAUUAGCAACAAUAAUAUAAGAAACGAGGGCGUCAUGUACUUGGUGCAGGCCCUCAUCCUUCAGUCUACCGAGCUGGAGCGGCGAAUGGGAGCCUUGAAGCGCACCCGUGCCAUUGAGGUGGACGAGUGCGUGUCGCCGGUGGAGACUGAGCAACCGGCAGUCAUCCCUCAGUCCGCCAACUCGGUCAUCGGCCAAGCGAAAGAUAUUGUCGACGGUGAGUCAUCUUCGCACGUAAGCUCGAUUCCCGAGACUCCUGCGGAGGAGGCAGCAUCAACCGAUCCAGCGGUUGGUGUCCUUGUUGACCUAGACAAUGAUAAUGACGACGAGAACACCGAGGACACUGUUCGCACCGUGAGAAACUGCAGCCAAAACGGCAGCGGACAGUCAAUGCUGGACAAGCUGCUCUCCAUGAACAGCGACAGCAGCAGCGAGGAGGCGCCCUCAAACAUAUCCACCGACACUCUGGCCGCCUGCUGCUCCGAGGACAUCAGCGAGAUCAGCAACGAGAUUUAUGAACCCACCGCAGCUAAGCAGGUGCCACUAGGAGAUAAAGAAGCCUGUUCGGCUAUGAUCUCAUCCAGCCCGAUGGAAUUCGAAUCGGUCGCUGUUGCAGCUGCGACCGAGGAGCCGCUGUCUCCGUCGCAACAGCAACAACAGCAAUGUUCCCAAAACGAACGCAACUUAUGUGAUAUUACUCCCUCAACAGAGGCUAAACCCGUUGAACCCAAUGAAUCCUGUGUACAGAACAACAUCAUCAACAACAACAACAAUAACAAUGCUAACAAUUCCCACAACAACAAUAAUACAAUCCAAUUGCCACUAGGAGGAGCAGGAGCAACAGCCACCUUAGCAGUGGUUGCGCCGCCACUGGAUAUCGGCAGCAGUCCAAGCGGUUCCUCGCCAGCGGCGAUUUUUGAAGUCACCGCCGAGGAGAGCGACUGCAUCAAUGGCAGUGGAGCGGCGGCUGGUGGAUCGCGGCCGCUGGACGUCAAUAAAAACGCAAAGGUGGCCGACGACUACGAGGACACGCACAGCACGGACUCGGCAUUCGAGAGCGCCUCCGAAGGCGACAUAAGUCGUCAUCUGCCCGACGAGUUUAGCCGGCUUUCGGUGUCACUGGAGAGCACGCGGCUGGAUGACAUGGCCAAGGAGAUGAGUGGCAUUGAGACCGCCACUAUAGCCACAGAAUCCACCGAGUGUCUGCUGGCCGCACAGGAGGCUGCGACGCCCACUCCUACGCCCGCGCUCGAUGCCUUGCCGCCGCCCAAAGUAACCAUCUCCGAGGAGUGCCUGCUGGCGGAUAAAGAACUGAGCCCCAGUCCUUUCUCCUCGCCCAGUCCGGCGCCCACGCCCCCACCGCCGUCCACCUCUCCGGGGGGCGCAAGCAUUGGCCUGCGACGUACAGAGUCCAGCUGUGCGUACCUCAAUCAAUCCACCCGCAACCGUUCCCAGAGCUCCGACAGCCUGUGCAGCGAGACAUCGCUGGACGGGAUGAGCAGCAGCGGGGCUAGCAACAACAGUGUCAGCUCAAACGCCUCCGCCGCCGAUCCCAAGUUCGCCGAGAAGCUGACCAAGAACGACACACUUUCGCGUCGCCAGCUGGCCGAGGCCACGCUGGAGGCCAAUCGAUCGCCCAGCGGGCUGAAGGCUCUCACCCUAUGGAACAAUAACCUGACCAAGGACUGCGCCACAGCUGUGGCUGAGCUGCUGCAAAAGACCAUUUCGCUGGAACUGCUCAACAUUGGCAAGAAUUGUCUCUCCAACGAGUUUAUCUCAACCAUUAAGGAUAGUCUGACGAAGAACACAACACUGACUACACUGGGGCUUCAGAGUGCCCAUCUGAGCGCCAAGGGGAUCGAGACGCUGGCCUCCAUCCUCACCUUUGGUGGCAACAGCAAGCUCCAGCGCAUCGACAUCCGAGACAAUAAACUAGAGGUGGAAAGUCUGAAUAUAAUCGCCGAGGUGCUCAAGUCCAAUAAAACGCUCACGCAGAUCGACAUCAACGAUGAGCCCAAGCGCCUGACGUUGCCCAUAGUGCCGAUAGUAAAUGUUAUACCGCCAUCGCCAUUGCCCCAGGAGAGCAUCGGCAGCGAUGCCCACUUGGACUACACAAGGGUGCUGGGCACUGUUCGCUCCCUGUGCUCCCGAAAUGAGAAGCGGCAGGCUCAGGAGCUGGCGGAGAAGGCGGCGAAUGUGGUCGGCGGCGGCAGCAGUGUUGGCGGCAGUCUUCCGGGCAUUCGGUGUCGCGGCGGUUACUACUUGGGCUCGCGGAAGAUCUCGUUGACCUGCCACAGUCGGCCAUUUGUGGACGCUGCCACUGGCACGGUGAGUGCAACGUCGACCGCGACCGCUGCAGCAACCGCCCUGCCCACACCUGCUGCCCUGCUGGAGGUGAAGCGGAAGAGUGGACCGCGUCUCCGCUCGCCGGGCCCCAGUCCGCCCACCAUAUCGCCGUCGUCCUCGCCGAACCGCAGCCGCUUUCACGUCUCCCGCGUGGCCGAAGUGGCCAGUCCACUGAUCUCGCCGCUGGCCCAGCAUCCACCGCCGCACACGCCGCGCUCGGCCAGCAGCUGCAUGUCCAUACCCACCAUCGGCUCGCCCAGCGGCAGCCAGAGCAGCCUCAAUGCAGUUGGAGCCCUGCCCACCUCCAGUUCUCUGCCCGCCAUGGCAUCUGUUACCUCCUCGACGCAGACGAUCAAGCGGCUGUCGGUAUCGCCCAGGUCUCGCUUUCAUGUAUCCCGCAUCUACGAGGAUCCCCAGGUGCCGAUGGCCAAUCGAAAGAUGCCGCCGAUUACGCCGCAUACGCCGCCAAUCGACCUGCCACCCACUCCCAUGCUGAAAUCGGCCAGGAAGGCAGUGCUGCUGUCCGAGGCAGUGGAGGCAGCAGCUGCUGCGGUGCCAGUAAGCAGUAUGGUUAUAGUGGAGGCCAGCGAUGAUGCCGACGCACAUAAGAGUACAAAACUCGAAGAGGCCGCCGGGCAAAAGCUUUCGCCGCACUUGACCAUAUCACCCACCUCAAGUCAUUCGAGCUCAACUUCGCCCGGCAGCAGCAGCACCAGCAGCGGGAGCAGUAGCAAUAGCAAUGGAAGCACCUCAACAUCCACAGAUGCUACAGACUCUGUGGCCUCCUGCCCAGAAGCGCCACCCAGGUCCUGUCCCCUGGCCGUUUUUGGCGAUAACGACAUUACGUUGACCAAGGAAUCGGCCGGUGUGGUCGCUCUCUCUGCUGCUGCUGCUGCGGCGAGCAGCAUGAAUCCAGUUUUGGAAUCCGAACAAGAACUCGUGCCGCCUGCCGAGCCCGUCAGCAGCGUUCCACAGAACCGUGCCCGGAAAACUUCUUGGAUAGCCAAUCCAUCGGCGGUGGACAAGCUGCUCACAUUGUUUAACACGGGCACCAUUUUCAAUCGAAGCUCAUCGCCGGAACCCAAGGCCAGUCAAAUAAGCAGCGUGCCCGUUAGCAACCCGAUCACAAACAGCGCACAGAACACCACAGCAGCAAGCGCCGUAGGAGGAGCAAGCGGAGGCGAGUCCAGUAGCACCACACCUAAUCCUAUUCUAUCGGUUGCGCGAAAAUCUUCGCCCGCAUCGUGGACCUCGCUGACCGGCAGCAACAUCUCCAACGCCAGCCAAAAUGCGUCCUCCCACACGGACACGGGCAGUUCAUCCUUUCUCGACACAGCCUCCAGACAGUUGCGGGACUUCAGCAAGCAAGUCUUUCGCCAGAACAUCUCCUUCAACAACAGCGGUGAACAGGCGGCAGCUGGUCAACACGAGUUGAGUACAGGGACGUCGGCUUCCAGCAGCACGGAGUCGCCAUCCCCGCCGGAGUGCAAUACGGCUCACAUUCCGCUCAGCCUUAAGCGUCAGCUGAAGGAGAACAUUUCGCCAGAGCACACGAUUAACGAGGAAACACUUCACACGCUACAGAAACUAUCGAGGGCAGAGGAUGUGGCGCUAAAGGCGGAGGCAGCCACCGAACUGGGCGACAUAGAGAUCGUGAUGCACAGCGAGGUAGCCGAUUGCCACUUGCCAGAGGAUAAACAGCAAGAGCAGGAAGAAGCAUCUUCGAGUGUCGUUUAAAAAGAGCCAAGGCCAAAUGCAAUGUUAUAGUGCGUAAAUAUAUGGAAAUUAAUCUAAUCGGAAAAGAAAGGAAAACACAACUCAAACGACUAAAACCAACACCCACCCAGCAUUCCCAUGGC
Drosophila takahashii is the source of this 5907-nucleotide messenger RNA. Lineage: Eukaryota; Metazoa; Arthropoda; Insecta; Diptera; Drosophilidae. The record is from RefSeq and is a predicted model, not a curated record.